Messenger RNA from Sphaeroforma arctica JP610, 180 nucleotides. RefSeq lists its product as hypothetical. The transcript has 2 exons. Lineage: Eukaryota; Ichthyosporea; Ichthyophonida. Gene Ontology annotation, cellular component: cytosol; intracellular membrane-bounded organelle; membrane. The annotation marks the transcript as partial. The record is from RefSeq and is a predicted model, not a curated record. Gene Ontology annotation, molecular function: sterol binding.
AUGGACCUGUCCAAAGUCACGCUGCCCACAUUCAUCCUGGAACCCAGGUCGUUCUUAGAGUUGCUGUCGGAUUACUUCUACCACUCCAAUGUGUUACAAAUAGCCGCACGCACCCAUGACGAUCCCAUGCAGCGCAUGAUUGAAGUGGUGCGGUGGUAUCUGUCAGGCUUCUACAAAACA